AUGACGUCGCAGGCAUUAUGCGAGGAAGGCAAGGCCGACCUUCGUGAUGAGCUAGACGCCAGCGUCGAGUGUGGCUCCGGCUACAUUUGUCUCUGCGGCCCACCGAGCAGUGGGAAGACGACGCUGCUUCUAAAUUAUCUCACGGCACGCGAGCAGCAUGUCCGCAACAUGAAGAGAUCCUUUCUUCUAGAGUAUGUGAGCGGCAAGGCGCUGGACGGUGAUCCGUUGCAGCGACUGACAUGGCGGCUUCAGCCGCACACGAGACGCAGGCGUACGGAAUGCACGAUUCGACAGUUUGGAUGUUUGGUGCGGCAGUGGAUGGACGACGCAGUGGAGGGGAGUGAGCUCCACUUCGUUCUAGACGACGCCGACAUGCUGGAGGACGAUGCCGUUCAUGUCAAUCAUUGGCUGUCGGAGUGUCUCACGGCGACGCCGGAGGGGCGCAAGCAAAAUAUUGUUUGUUUGUGGAUAGUUUCACAGAUGCCGCUUCACAUUUCCAACUCGUUUCGCUUCCAUUUCCUGUCGAAGCCCGAUGCGGCCGUGGUGCAAGGGUGGCUGAACUCCCUCUUUGUGGUAAAUCGCGCGUUUCUUUUAGGCGACCCCGCCGUGAACACCCCACACUUUACGUUGGAGCAGGCUCACACAGCUGUAGUGGAUGCCGUUGCUUACUACACCACGCACCUCCCAAUGCGGGCCAGCAUCGUGGCUCAGGAUGUGCGUCAGCUGCUGCAACGCGUCUAUCACAUCUUACCGUUACUCGUGCCACACUACACAUGUGGGCAUCCAAAUGCGAUGCACCACUCAGCUGCGUGGGGGAAGCGACGGGAGUUGACGGCAGUGGGAUCCAGCGGUGAUCCACUAGUGGCGGCGUUGAAGCGAAUCGGCUAUUCGGCGAUACUGUGGGCUGUGAGUGCCUUUUACUGCGGUGCUGUGCCUAAGUCAAAGCAGGCGUAUGUGUUUGACGAUCAGGAGUUACGGCGUCGUACAAACCCGUCAGGGCCAAAUGCCACUUCACACAAGGCGGCUGUUUUGUCUUCAUCCGCCCACAUCGUGCAUGUGCCACACCUCAUGUUGGUGUACAGGGCUCUGCUUAAGAUUUGUGUUCACCACAUAGACCCACUGGAAUUUGCUCCGGCGGAGACUGCCGUGCAACAUCAUCACACGUUAGUCUCGUGGGGCUUGUUGGCGCCUUCUUUACAGAACUCAAAGGCGUAUCACUGUCAUAUUCCUGUCACCUCUGCAGUUGGUCUCUCCCAACUCCUUUCGCUGAAUCUGUACGAUCUCAUUCCAAGAUGA
Trypanosoma rangeli is the source of this 1296-nucleotide messenger RNA. RefSeq lists its product as uncharacterized. Lineage: Eukaryota; Euglenozoa; Kinetoplastea; Trypanosomatida; Trypanosomatidae. The record is from RefSeq and is a predicted model, not a curated record. Bases 1 to 1296 code for a protein of 431 amino acids. The transcript has a single exon.